AUGACAUCACGAACAACCAAUUAAAAUUGGCAAACAUGUGAUUUGCUGGUCCGAGCUGGAAAACUCGCCUUCUGUACAUCGAUAAUCACAUGUUUUGCACAGGAUGUCCUGACAGAGAACUCGUCAGAUCGCCGCGCCGAACAUCGCACGAUUCCGCUUACUUUGCAUUCGACGCACAUCAGCUGGUCUUCGCGCGAGUCCCGUCGCCUGGCCGGCCGUACGAGUUCGCCCGCCCGCCUCAAAACAACGAUUGCUGAGAAGAAGCUGGCGUAGUCCUGUAAUUGUACGGGUCUCCCACUGGCGACCAUUGUACUUUCUUAGUCAACCGAAAUUUUGCUGUCCGAGAAGGAUUGAGGAUGUCCCUGUCAACUGGUUCAAUCCCUUCAUUCAAGGAGCGACGUCCAUUCCACGCUCGCCAAAAGGAUGUGGCUGAGAUCAGGCGUCAACAACCUAACAAGGUCCCCGUAAUAAUCGAAAGAUAUGAUGGCGAGCGGAGCUUACCCUUGAUGGAUCGUUGCAAGUUUUUGGUGCCCGAUCAUAUCACUGUGGCCGAACUCAUGCACAUCGUCCGACGCAGACUGCAGCUUCAUCCUGAACAAGCUUUCUUCCUACUAGUCAAUGAGAAAUCUGUGGUAUCGAACUCCAUGACAAUGUCUCAGCUGUAUCAAACGGAUAGGGAUUUGGACGGAUUUCUCUACGUGGUUUAUACUAGCCAGCCUGCUUUUGGUUUUUCCGCGGCCUUGUCUACAGAUAUUACCAUAAAAGACAGCCAUUUACUCUGAAAGUUGCCUUUCACAUUCAUACUAAGGAUUCAAUCAUUUUUUGCAGUUACGCAAAUCCCCAAAAGUGCUGUUUUCGAUGUAUUUAGUUGUACAUACACUUCUAUCAGUAGUGUCAUCGACGUCUGAUUGUACAUAGUUGAUCUUUUCAGUAUCCACUGUAUGCUAUUUUGAAUCUGUCUUCUUGAAGCCAAUUUGAAUCUAUCACCUAUUUCCUUAACUUCCGUGUAUUCUGCUUGCUCUCAACGCAUUUGUUGCAGAUGUCGUCACCAAAAGUUUCAUGAUUUUUUUUGUACUGCUAGACAAUACAUAUUUAGAACCACAUGUUUUGCCUUGAGCUUAGUAAAACACUUUUACGAAAACCAUAGAUAAAGCGUUUGCAUGAGUUUACGAUCUGAUUGAC
This is a messenger RNA of Cylicocyclus nassatus, 1182 nucleotides long. The record is from the annotation of a GenBank genome assembly. NCBI's taxonomy places the organism in Eukaryota, Metazoa, Nematoda, Chromadorea, Rhabditida, Strongylidae.